AUGCAGCAGGCACCGAUACAGGAGUUACCGUUGUGUGUAUCGGACGCACGCCAACGUAAGCUUGCAAUUCGCAAGUUUGAUGGUACAGAACUGUACCAGGGCCUCGGAUCAGGUUUUGCUGACUGGGGUCGCACGUUCUUGCGCCAAGUCACUAUGGCGCAGCAGGCCUGCGGAUUUGCAUGGGCUGAAGAUGUCAAGGUCGACUUGCUGGGACACUACCUGGGACAGCAGAGCGGUACUACCAAAAACAAGUGA
This is a messenger RNA of Peronospora matthiolae, 255 nucleotides long. The record is from the annotation of a GenBank genome assembly. Lineage: Eukaryota; Oomycota; Peronosporomycetes; Peronosporales; Peronosporaceae.